AUGUCUGCGGGGAAGAGGUUGUUGAGCCUUUUAAAGAGCAGAGGAUUUCUAUGGACUCAUGUGGGCAGAACUGUCACGACCUGGUCCCAUGUGGGAGCUGCUUUCAACACCAAACCUCACCGGAAACUAGACCUCUUCGAAAAGAAUGUGGGUUUGUUUGGAGUUGCCGAGCUAAACUGUCCUGCAGGGUUUCAGGCGGCCACCAAAGAAGCUCUGCAGAAUACAGAGAGGCUCCUGAAGAAGGCCUGCACCUGUCCGGCAGGAGUGGAGACUGUGGAGUCCUUCGACCAGCUCUCAGAUGGACUGUGCAAAGUGGCUGACCUGGCAGACUUUGUGAAGGUUGCACAUCCAGACCCAGCGUUUCGAGAAGCUGCAGAAAAGACCUGUGUCGAGAUUGGAACUGUUGUGGAGAAGCUCAACACAAAUGUUGACUUAUGUCAGAGUUUGAAGCGGUUACUCGACAAUCCUGAAGUUGUUGCUAAACUAGACCCUGACUCAAGGCGUGUGGCUGAAUUGUUUAUGUUCGACUUUGAGAUCAGUGGAAUUCAUCUGGACGACAAACUGAGGAAGCAGGCGGUGGCUCUCCACGUGAAGCUCCUGGACCUGAACAAUGAGUUCCUGAUGGGGUCGCACCUUCCAAACAGAAUCGCCCGCAGCGCCAUCCCCGAACAUCUCCACAUCCACUUUGCAGCCGAGGGGAGCUUCAUCCAGGUCGGAGGCUUACACGCCGACUCCCCAGAUGACUUGGUGCGGGAGAUUGCGUACCGCAUCUACCUGUAUCCAAACGCAGACCUGCUGGAGAGUCUGGAGGAGCUGCUGAGGUGCAGGCACAAACUGGCCAAGCUGGUGGGCUACGAGUCGUACGGACACCGGGCCCUGAAGGGGACCAUGGCCAAGACCCCCGAGACGGUGAUGAGUUUCCUUCAGCUUUUGACGGACAAACUGGCAGAAAAGACGGCUAAAGACUUCAAAAUGAUGAGCGAUAUGAAGAAAAAACUCAACCCUCGCAAUGCUGAGCUGAUGCCCUGGGACCACCCGUACCUGAGCGGCGUCCUGCGUGCAGAGAGGUACAACAUCGAGCCCAGUCUGUACAGUCCGUUCCUGUCGCUGGGCGCGUGCAUGGAAGGCCUGAACAAUCUCUUCUCUCAGCUGUACGGCGUCUGCCUCAUGUCGGAGCCGCCCAGAGCCGGAGAGGUGUGGAGCGAGGACGUGCGCAAACUGGCCGUAGUGCACGAGAGUGAGGGUUUGCUGGGAUACAUCUACUGUGACUUCUUCCAGCGCCAGGACAAGCCUCACCAGGACUGCCACUUCACCAUCCGCGGGGGGCGCUGGUGUGAGCAGUCGGGACAGUACCAGGUGCCUGUGGUGGUCCUGAUGCUGAGCCUGCCGCCCCCGUCCCGCUCGGCCCCCACCCUCCUCACCCCGGGCAUGAUGGAGAACCUCUUCCACGAGAUGGGCCACGCCAUGCACUCCAUGCUGGGACGCACCCGGUACCAGCACGUGACGGGAACGAGAUGUGCCACAGAUUUCGCAGAAGUCCCAUCUAUCCUGAUGGAGUAUUUUGCCACAGACUACAGAGUCAUCAGCCAGUUCGCCCGUCACUACGAGACCGGACAGCCGCUGCCCGAGACCAUGGUGGCCCGACUGUGCGAGUCCAAGAAGGUGUGCGGAGCUGCGGACACACAACUGCAGAUUUUCUACGCCGUCCUGGACCAGAUCUACCACGGCGUCCCUCAGAACCGCUCCACCACAGACAUCAUCAGAGACAUGCAGCACAAGUUCUACGGCUUACCUUAUGUUCCCAACACGUCCCGGGACCCUCCAGUCACCAGUGUCCGGGGCCGACAGACAGCUGAAGGUGCCAAUCCGUGCCCCUCUCUACGGACACCAGGGGCCAGCCAGCCGUGUCCUGAUUGGGCUCUGGUCUCUGGUUGUGCUCUAAUAAUAGAAAAGGCCUGCUCCUUUAAGAUCCCACUUGUUGCCUGUGGUCUACGAAACAAACGCAACAAAAUGGUUAUUAAAGUGUACGUCGCCACUUCCUCGGGAUCGACAGCGAUCAAGAAGAAGCAGCAGGAUGUGGUGGGCUUUCUGGAGGCUCUUCACGUGGACUACACUCCCCUGGACAUCGCCUGUAACGAGCAGAACCGCAUGUGGAUGAGGCAGAACGUCCCUGAGGAGAAGAAGCCCACCAACGGCAUCCCACUGCCCCCUCAGAUCUUCAACGACGAGGGCUACUGCGGCGAUUAUGAGACAUUCUUUGAUGCUAAAGAAGACAACGCUGUGUAUGCGUUCCUGGGGCUGCCCCCUCCUCCAGGAUCAAAGGAAGCAGAGCACGUGGAGCAGACUCACAUAGUGGACAACGGGAUUCACACAGACGACAGUCAGACAGACGACAGUCAGACAGACGACAGUCACGCAGACGACAGUCACGCAGACGACAGUCACGCAGACGACAGUCACGCAGACGACAGUCAGACAGACGACAGUCAGACAGACGACAGUCACGCAGACGACAGUCACGCAGACGACAGUCAGACAGACGACAGUCACGCAGACGACAGUCACGCAGACGACAGUCACGCAGACGACAGUCAGACAGACGACAGUCACGCAGACGACAGUCACGCAGACGACAGUCACGCAGACGAGAGUCAGACAGACGACAGGCAGCGUUCUGUGCCGGUGGAGGAGCGCAAUGGAAAAGCCCACGAUGAAGAAGAGAUUGGAGAGGCUGAGGCUGAGGAGGAGGAGGAGGAGGAGGCUGCAGAAGGACACGAGGAAGAGGAAGGGGAAGAGGAAGAGGAAGUAGAAGAGCAGGCAGAGGACGACACACAGGCUGCAGCAGACGAGGAGGAGGAACAGGAGGAAGAAGAGGCGGAGGCGCAAGAGGAGGAAGAGGCUGAAUAG
Molecule: messenger RNA, 2907 nt
Organism: Knipowitschia caucasica
Lineage: Eukaryota; Metazoa; Chordata; Actinopteri; Gobiiformes; Gobiidae
Source: the annotation of a GenBank genome assembly